Messenger RNA from Bombus pascuorum, 968 nucleotides. RefSeq names its product probable U3 small nucleolar RNA-associated protein 11. Gene Ontology annotation, cellular component: small-subunit processome; nucleolus. NCBI's taxonomy places the organism in Eukaryota, Metazoa, Arthropoda, Insecta, Hymenoptera, Apidae. Bases 155 to 916 code for a protein of 253 amino acids. The transcript has 2 exons. The record is from RefSeq and is a predicted model, not a curated record. Gene Ontology annotation, biological process: rRNA processing.
UAUGGCGCUGCUACAACCAGUAUCGUAUCGAUUGAUUGAUGUUUGAGGUUAUGUUUCUUAGUGUUACGACAACUGCUGUACCAUAAUAUUAUAAUUUCCUUUCAAAGGAAAAUUUUCUUGUUAAUUUAAUCGUGUUUUGUGUCUGGUUUUGACAAUGUCUUCGUGGAAGAAAGCAGCGAAAGCCACACAGAAGACUCAUCGCGAGAGACAUCAACCAGAGGCUCGCAAGCACUUGGGUCUUUUGGAGAAAAAGAAAGAUUAUAUUGCUAGAGCUAGAAAUUAUCAAGAAAAACAACAGACUUUAAAACUUUUGCGUAGACGUGCCCUAGACAAAAAUCCAGAUGAAUUUUAUUUCCAUAUGAUCAAUUCCAAAAUUACGGGAGGUGUCCAUAAAGAAAGAAAGAAACGUAAAAAUCAUACACCGGAACAAAUACAACUAAUGGAGACCCAAGAUAUUAGAUACAUUGCUCACAAGAGAAACAUAGAAGCAAAGAAAAUAAAUAAGCUUCAGAGUCAACUGCAUAUGAUAGAUGUUGCAAAUGAAACCAAGAAUAAACAUAUCUUUUUUGUAGAUGAUUCAAAGGAAGUCAAAAACUUUGAUAUUGCUAAGAAACUGGAUACGCACCCAGCAUUGAUAUCCAGACGCACAAACAGACCAAAAUUAAGUAAAUUAAAAGAUAUGAAAUUACCAGAUGUAGAUGAGGCAAGCUUGAAAAAAAUUGAAAGUGAUAAACAGAAUGCUUACAACGAAUUACAAAAGAGGAUAGACAGAGAAAGGGAAUUGACUGUUAUACAACAAAAAUUAGAAAUGCAAAGAGCACUAAAAGAUAAAAAAAUUACUAAACCAAAACAAGUAAGCAGAGAAACAAAGAAUGCUGCUGCCAUCUACAAAUGGAACUUUGAAAGAAAACGAUAACUUUUAUUAUCUGUAUUUAAGGUGCUUUUUUAAUAAACAACAAAACAAUCUA